AUGCCAGGCAAAACAAAACAGGGAAGUGCGAUAUCCACACCACUACAGUCUACCAGACAACGGUGCUGGGCUAGUCAAGGGGUUAAACAUGGUGCAGAUGGUGCAGAAAGUAGUUCAAGGGCAAGUGUUGCGAUAUCGCUGCUGAAAGGGCCAUUGUCGCUGGUUGUUGGAUGGGAGGUUUUUUUGCGGCCGGCAGAAAGACACCGGAAAAGGGCGAACAGAUCCCUGCAACCACUUGCGAAUUACGAUCUACGCCUUAUUCCCCUUGAUCAGAUCUCUCCUCAGCCUGCAUUUCAUGGUCGGAACUGGGGGGGGAGAUGUUCACGAUCUCGUGUCAGGAGAGCAACCCUCUCUUCCAACCAACAUCCCCGCCCUUCCCGGGAUCUGAGAAAGUAUCAGCAGAAAAGUCCUCAAGCAUUGAAUGGCGCUCGUUUGAUCGGGAAGUUGUCAUGGACCACUACCACUACCACCGCCACCAACAAGACCAGGAACUCUAAUCCUGGCCAGACCAGAAGGAUUGCAUGCCAAUCAAGCCCGGACGACGCCAACGUGGGGGGCGAUCCCAACACGCCAGGAGUGAAUCUGGCGCCGUUAGCGCCGGGGCAGAUUCCUGGAAAUGUCAGGGCACACACUCUAAUGAGAUGGCCCGGGACACAGUCAUCAUAG
Molecule: messenger RNA, 666 nt
Organism: Aspergillus niger
Lineage: Eukaryota; Fungi; Ascomycota; Eurotiomycetes; Eurotiales; Aspergillaceae
Exons: 6
Coding region: 1-666 (221 amino acids)
Source: RefSeq, a predicted model, not a curated record